AUGAAACCUGUUACCAAAGUAGAAGCCUUGUUGAACCAAAAUAUUAUUAUUGUUAAAGAUACCAAUGGUAAGCAGCUGGGUGUUGAUUUGGAUCUAAUGACGAUUAUGCAGAAAGACUUUCUUGAUUCAUCCUCAAAUAAUUUAAUUACUCUUUAUAAUGCGUCAGAUGUCUUUAACAAUCAUUUAGAUCGUCCACUGGUGCUGAAUAAUUGGCUUCUUAAAAUUCCAUGGAUGCUUUUUGAUGUGACUGAUAUUGAGAAGGGAUCUAGGCUUAUAGAAUCUGUUAAAAAGGUUUUUUUUGAAGGUGGGUGGAUUUCUAUUAUUUUUGGAAUGCCCACUCAGACUGUUGUUUAUCGUGUUCGACCUAAUUUUGAGGACGUAUUUUCAGCCGAAUUUGAAAUUCUUCGAUCCACAUUUGAUACAUUAGGAAAUCGCAAUUUAAGAAGGACUAAUGAACUUGAAAUUAUAAAAGCACAAAAGGAUCUUUGCUUUUUUAUUCAUUAUUAUCAUUACGAUAUUUCGAAUAAAGCAUUUGAUGCGCUUGCAAAUCUAGUUUACCAGGUUGCAUGCACUUUGCCUCAAUUAAGCAAUAAAGUGUUUAAUUUUUGGAGGAGAAAGCUUAAGGAUGUUAAUAAUGUUGCAGAUGAUUUCUUUUUUCAAAGCAUUAUAAUCUUGUCACAGUAUGUUGCUUGUGGGUUAAUGACUCCGAAUAAGGAGUACUUAGACGAUGUUUUUGAACUUUUAUUUUCUUCAUCAUCAAGGAAUUGUUACAUUGCUUUAAAGAUUCUGGAUCUGAUAUUUAUUCCACAGAUGGACCAAUACGAAGAGCAGUGCUUAGAGCUCGUUGGAGCACUGAUAAAUAUACGAAAUUUGGCAGAAAAGGAUAAGAAAGUGGAACUUACAGAGAUUUGCAAUAUGUGCAUAAAUGAUUUUUUUACAGAGGAUGCAGUUCUAUUUAGUGCGAUAGUCUGCUACUGUCUAGCAUCAUUAGAAACGUCAUUUAUUUCGAAACAGGGUGCUCUUGAAGUUUUGAAUUAUCUUCUAACAGAUCGCACAAGCAAAAUUAACGGCGCUAUCAUUAUGUUAGUAUUAGAUGUACUAAACGGCAUCGAAAUAGACUCGUCACUGUUGCUAUUAAAUGAAAAUCAGCGAAAAUGUAUUCUAGAUUUGACUGAUUUGACGUGGAAUAUUCUUACGGUUGGUUUUCCCAAUCAGUUGCAGAUUGUCAAGGACAAGGAUAUGAUAUUUGUUUGUUUCAUAUUUGAAAAGGAUAUUAGUAUUGGAUAUGCGGGUUUUUUCUGUGAAAAAGGUAACAAGUGUGCAUCUUGGAAUAAAAUUCUUCUGCAAACCCCUAUUUAUAAAAAAUUGCAUAAAGAACCUCCGGAUCAAAAGAAGAUUGGGACAUCUUCUCAUGAUCUUGGUGGGUAUGCAAAGCUAAAGUUAUCGGAUAAUCUAUUAAAAAUUGCUGCGCUUGAUUUCGACACGUUGUGCAUAGAUAUAUGGAGUUUUAAGUCAACCGACGUAAAGCCAUUGGGUGAGGUGUUGAAUUCUAAAAUAAUGACAAAUGAGAACGUUCCGCUUAAAGUUCCGGAUUUGAAAUUAGUUUUGUUACAGUUGUUAUGGAGUAAAGGAAAUUAUUCAGUGCGAUUUUCAAAAGUUCCGGUUACAAAAUUAGUGCAGUUAUAUCAAUCGAAUUCGUUAGAAAAAGAGGAUAAUUUAGUUGAAAAGAGUGUUGUAUGUGAGAAACAUAUAUCAUUUGUUUCCGUUCUAAAUCGAUACAUGGGUGUUUUUGAGGAUAUCAAAUUCACAGAUCUAGAUAUAGAGUGGUUCGGUUCAUAUAAGGACCCAAAAAUUGGCCUUAAGCUGAAAAAUAAGAUCAUUUAUAUGUAUCAGAUAUAA
Molecule: messenger RNA, 1899 nt
Organism: Brettanomyces bruxellensis
Lineage: Eukaryota; Fungi; Ascomycota; Pichiomycetes; Pichiales; Pichiaceae
Exons: 1
Coding region: 1-1899 (632 amino acids)
Source: RefSeq, a predicted model, not a curated record